AUGUUUCCUAUAGAUGCCGCACUGCUGCCAUCACUAGCUACACGGAAGGCUUUGCUCAUCGUGGACGCUCAGAAUGAUUUCCUCGCCGAAGAUGGAGCCUUGCCCAUCACAAUACCCAUGGACCUACCUCAGAAAAUUAGUGAUCUCGCCACCGAGUUUCGGAAGAACGGUGGCGAAACCAUAUGGGUGCAGAGCCAAUUUGAGCGUUCCCGGCCCGUAGAGGAGGAGCAGAUCAUGCUAUCAAACGUAUCGAGUCCUUCUGCAGGCGCAGCACAACCUCGAGGCCGUCGCUCGCGUACUACUCCCCCGGCAGCAGAGCCAGUUUUCUCUCCCGAGGCGUUCCUUACACCAGAUGCCAAAAAGGGGCCGACCUGCGUCAGGGCUGGCAUGCCAGGGACGGAGAUGCAUCCCAUUGUCAAGCAGGCGGUCGGGCCUAAGGAUUAUGUACUCACUAAGACGUUUUACUCGGCCUUCAGGGCAGAGGAGCUGUUGAGAAUACUUCGAGUCAAGUUGGUCACGGAGCUGUUUAUCUGUGGUUCACUGACAAACAUUGGUGUGAUGGCGACGGCAGUCGAUGCCGCCAGUUAUGGAUACAACAUUACCAUUGUCGAUGAUUGUUGUGGCGCGCAAAGCUUCUCUCGGUAUCGUGCAGCCCUUGGAAAUAUCACAACCACCACGGGCUGCGACACGCUCCCAGCCGCCCAGGUUUUAACCAUGAUGCGCCCGAAGCCGACUUCUUCUGAGCGGACGAACAAGCAGCGGCAUCAUCAUUCCCGCGGCGCUACAAGUGGUAGAUCUCCAAGCGUACGUCAUCGAAGAGGCAAAAACGAUGAUAUUGCACCGUCUGCCUCGGAUAUCCAACCGUCGUUUGAGAAAUUGUCACUAAGUGGUGAACCUGCAGCCACCGACGAACAUGCGCAUACGGUCAUCGCACCAUCGUCACCAUCACUAUCACCACAGCAGCAUCAGCGCCAGCGACAGCGACAGCCAGGGCCAGAGUCAAAAUCACAGCCACAAUCACAGCCAAAAUCAACGCUACAGUCCUUGGCAAGGCCUAACUACCCACAGACCAAAAACAGGACAGAUCGAGAUCCUGUAGCAGCAACUUCAAACAAGCAACCAUCACCAACAGCUAAUAAUGAUAAUAGUAAUCAUAGUAAUGACCAUGUUUCGGCCGCAGGAGCUGGGACUAGGAAAAGUAAAAAAUCCGAUGACAGCAGUCAUGAGUCAGUGAAACUAGACAAGGAAGACAACGAGGCGUCAAAUUCAAGUUCAAUCAAACCUAGCACGAUGACACCGCAAUUAGAUGCGCAAAGCUCACCGCUUUGCGAAGGUGACACAAAAGUCAUAUAUAACAUUCUCCCAGAGGACCUUUCUGAUACAAUGUUUGAGCGCAUCCACUCCGAGGUUGCUUGGAAGCGGAUGUCGCAUCAAGGUGGGGAAGUUCCUCGUCUUGUCGCCGUGCAGGGUCUGGUCGAGUCCGAUGGCAGCAAACCCGUCUACCGCCACCCGGCCGACGAAAGCCCACCUCUACAUCCCUUCACACCCGCUGUGGAUGCAGUCCGUGCUGUCGUCGAGAAGAAAUUAGGUCAUCCACUUAACCAUGUCCUCAUUCAGCUCUACCGUGCCGGUACAGACUAUAUCUCUGAACAUAGCGACAAGACCCUUGACAUUGCGCGGGGCAGCUUCAUCGCUAACGUCAGCCUUGGUGCGGAGCGCACCAUGACGUUGCGCACGAAGCGGGAACCCAAAUCUGCCAAGUCAAGUUCGGCAAAGAGUGAUGAGGAUCUGGGUGGUGAACCCAAGGUCGAGCGUGGGAAUGGAGAUGGAGACAGCCUCAAGCGACAAGUCCAGCGUGCCCGACUCCCACACAAUUCACUCUUCCAAAUGGGUUUGGCAACGAAUGAGCGUUGGCUGCACGGAAUUAAGCAAGACAAGCGAGCACCCCGCGACAAGGAGCCUGCGGAGCUCGCGUAUGAUGGUGCCCGCAUAUCGUUGACAUUCCGUCAGAUCGCUACAUUUCUGACUGGAGAUGAAGCGCGGAUAUGGGGACAAGGCGCGACAGCUAAGACACGUGAAAGUGCAAAGCCCGUCAUUAACGGAUUGUCGGAUAGUGCUAUCGCGAUGCUCAGGGCCUUCGGACGCGAAAACCGAGACACGGAGUUCGACUGGAAUGAACAUUAUGGCACCGGUUUUGAUGUUCUACACAUGACUGCUGCAAAAAGACUCUUCCUAUCUGGUGAUGCGGUGGUAAAUAUGCGCCUGCGUACCCUACUGGCUGAAUUAGGCGUUUCUUAUGCUACUGGCAGUUUGUCUGGAGGGGAUGAUCGCGGCACAGGCAACCAUGCCGUCGCCACUAGUACCUCUGGAAAUGAAGCCGCUAAAGAAGCUAAUACUGCCUCUGAUGUGCCAGUUAAGUUCGUGGAUAACGACGAGGGGAGGACGAUCAUAUCCGGGCAGCGGGAUAUCAUGCUAUACGUUGACAAGCUGCACGGCAAAAAGGAGACGCUGAAUGUGAAAGCUGUCGUUAGUGACAGAUUUGAGCAGGGUAUGGGGCUUCUAGAUCUAUGGCGGUCUUCUUCCCCAAAUCCUCUCCCGUCCGCGCCAAACAAAGAGACUAGAGAUGUAACAAGGAUAGCAAAGCUGCUGGCUCCUUGGGAAGAAUACGCCGCAGGGAGUGCCUUCAUUGCCGGCCCGGAACCAAGUCUAGCUGACUUUGCAUUCUGGCCCGUUCUACGUGAUAUUUUCUCUUUCAUACCAGGGGAUAACGGACGCGGGAUCAAGAAGGGGGCUCAUGGGGCUAUCCACUCCCAGCUCCCGCAUCUCUACGCGUACAAUGAUCGAAUGUGGGAGAGACAGACUAUCUCACAAAUCAUGGGCCGUUAG
Xylaria bambusicola is the source of this 2886-nucleotide messenger RNA. RefSeq lists its product as uncharacterized. Gene Ontology annotation, cellular component: nucleus. Gene Ontology annotation, molecular function: dioxygenase activity. The record is from RefSeq and is a predicted model, not a curated record. Lineage: Eukaryota; Fungi; Ascomycota; Sordariomycetes; Xylariales; Xylariaceae. Gene Ontology annotation, biological process: DNA repair; DNA alkylation repair. The coding region runs from base 1 to 2886 and encodes 961 amino acids. The transcript is spliced from 2 exons.